AUGCCGUUCUUCAUAGAUAACCCCAACCUGGGGAAUGACCGCAACAUCGAAGACCACCGAAUUCGCGGAUACAACCCUCUCACACCUCCAAACCUGCUUCAACAUGAGAUUGCGCUUACCGAAGUCUCCAGGGAGACCGUUUUGCAAGGUCGUAGAGAUGCGGCUGCUGUAGUCCAAGGCACCGAUCCUCUGAACCGUCUCCUUGUAAUUAUCGGCCCCUGCUCAAUUCACGACCCCGCAAUGGCCCUAGAAUACUGCGAUCGCUUGGUAGAGCUUCGCGAAAAACACAAAGACUCGCUGCUCAUCGUCAUGCGCUCUUACCUAGAGAAGCCCCGCACGACAGUUGGCUGGAAGGGUCUGAUUAAUGACCCAGAUAUGGAUGGCAGCUUCAAGAUCAACAAAGGCCUGCGUCUAUCCCGCCAGCUCUUCGUCGACUUGACCAGCAAGGGCAUGCCGAUUGCCAGCGAGAUGCUGGAUACCAUCUCUCCUCAGUAUACUGCCGACUGCUUGUCCCUCGGUGCCGUUGGCGCUCGUACCACAGAAUCACAGGUUCAUCGUGAACUCGCGUCAGGAUUGUCCUUUCCCGUGGGAUUCAAGAACGGAACUGACGGAUCGUUGGGCGUUGCCAUCGAUGCCAUUGGUGCCGUCAAGCAUCCCCAUCACUUCUUGUCCGUCACAAAACCCGGUGUUGUGGCCAUUGUAGGAACGGACGGUAACGACGACUGCUUUGUGAUCUUGCGUGGCGGUACCAAGGGCACGAAUUACGAUGCACAGAGCAUCGCUGAAGCGAAAGCGAAGCUUACCGAGAAGGGCCUUCGACCGCGAAUCAUGGUAGACUGCUCGCAUGGAAACUCAUUGAAAAACCACAAGAACCAGCCUAAGGUGGCCGAUGUUCUGGCGGAGCAGAUUGCUGCUGGCGAGCAAGCUAUCAUGGGAGUCAUGAUCGAGAGCAACAUCAAUGAAGGAAACCAGAAGGUACCUCCAGAGGGCAAGGCCGGCCUCAAGUACGGCGUUAGCGUCACAGACGCCUGCAUUGGCUGGGAAGAUACCGAGUUGGUCCUUGAGAGACUGGCACAAGCUGCUCGACAACGCCAGAAACUGCAUCCUGUCAGUGGAAAAGGCGUUGCUCAAUAA
Molecule: messenger RNA, 1134 nt
Organism: Talaromyces atroroseus
Lineage: Eukaryota; Fungi; Ascomycota; Eurotiomycetes; Eurotiales; Trichocomaceae
Product: Phospho-2-dehydro-3-deoxyheptonate aldolase, phenylalanine-inhibited
Exons: 4
Coding region: 1-1134 (377 amino acids)
Biological process (GO): aromatic amino acid biosynthetic process
Cellular component (GO): cytoplasm
Molecular function (GO): 3-deoxy-7-phosphoheptulonate synthase activity
Source: RefSeq, a predicted model, not a curated record